AUGUUCCCCACCGUCCGCAUCAUCUUGGUCCUCUUCCUGGCCUACUUCAACAUUUCGUGGGCUCACCCAGGACACGAUCACCAAGUGGAAGCAGCUGAGCGUUCAGAAUAUCUGAAGCACAACACUCGCUCACUUUCUCACUGUACGGCAAGACUCAAAUCUCGUGGUCAUGAAGCAGCCAGCUUGAAGCGGCGUCAGCAUCUGGCUCACGAACUCCGACGGACUCGUGGUCUUGAUGAUCAUCCUUUUCUCAAAGCCCGCGAUCUCGAUUCUGUGUUGAGCCAAUCUCAUCGCUCAAACGAUACAAGCAUCAACCUGGUCACUCCGCUGCAGGACAUAUUCUCUGACAACUCUUCCUGCAUUCUUCAGCCGGAGGUCACUGAAGGUCCUUUCUAUGUCAGCGGCGAGCUAAUCCGUAGGAACAUCACCAAUGGCGAAGAAGGUGUCCCACUAGCUCUCGACAUGCAAAUCAUUGACGUGACGACUUGCGAGCCGGUAGAUGGUGUGUAUGUCGAUAUCUGGCACUGCAACGCAACUGGUGUCUACAGCGGCAUUAUCGCAGCCGGCAAUGGCGUCUUUUCUGACAAUAACAAUGUCAACAACACGGCAUUUCGAGGGCUUCAAAAGACUGACGACAUGGGUGUUGUACAGUUUGAUACCAUCUUUCCAGGACAUUACGCUGGACGAACCAAUCACAUCCACCUCCUGACUCUUGUUGAGGAUGCUACCACAUUGCUCAAUAACAACACGGUUUCCGGUCUUACAUCUUCCCAUUCAGGCCAGAUGUUCUUCGACCAAAGCUUACAAGCCGAAGUGGAAACCAUCCCACCUUAUACCGCCAAUACCCAAGACCUCACGACGAACGCCGAAGACGCAAUCCUUGCCACUGAGGCUCGUAGUUCAGAUCCGAUGAUGGAAUACGUUCUUCUGGGUGAACGUGUGACUGAUGGCAUUCUGGGUUGGAUCAGCAUCGGCAUCAAUGCCUCGGAAAGCCGCCCAGUGAGUGCAUGGGGUCAAUACGCUCCCUUCGACACUGACACUCAGGGUGUGGUCCCUGUUGUUUCGCGCUCUGGAGCUACGCGUAGAGGUGUGUUUGCAGUCUGA
Endocarpon pusillum Z07020 is the source of this 1104-nucleotide messenger RNA. RefSeq lists its product as uncharacterized. Lineage: Eukaryota; Fungi; Ascomycota; Eurotiomycetes; Verrucariales; Verrucariaceae. The transcript has 2 exons. Bases 1 to 1104 code for a protein of 367 amino acids. The record is from RefSeq and is a predicted model, not a curated record. Gene Ontology annotation, molecular function: oxidoreductase activity, acting on single donors with incorporation of molecular oxygen, incorporation of two atoms of oxygen; ferric iron binding.